Abrus precatorius (Indian licorice) is the source of this 297-nucleotide messenger RNA. RefSeq lists its product as uncharacterized. NCBI's taxonomy places the organism in Eukaryota, Viridiplantae, Streptophyta, Magnoliopsida, Fabales, Fabaceae. The transcript is spliced from 3 exons. The coding region runs from base 1 to 297 and encodes 98 amino acids. Gene Ontology annotation, biological process: mitochondrial respiratory chain complex IV assembly. Gene Ontology annotation, cellular component: mitochondrial inner membrane. The record is from RefSeq and is a predicted model, not a curated record.
AUGGAGGCAAUUCAAUCGUGGGUUUCAAAGCACAAGCUAGCCACAGUUGGGGGACUGUGGGUCUCCGGAAUUGGAGCAUCACUUCUAGCUUAUUCACGUUCAACGUCUCCAUUGAAGCCAAGUCUUAGGCUUAUCCAUGCCAGAAUGCAUGCCCAGGCAUUGACACUGGCAGUGUUGUCUGGUGCUGCGGCUUAUCGCUACUAUGAGAAUGGUGGUGAUGAGCCAAUACCAGUGGUGGAGAGUUCUACUCCGAAUAUGGCCCAGCUUGUUGAAUGGGAGCUCCUCAGUCCUUUCUGA